Capsella rubella is the source of this 363-nucleotide messenger RNA. RefSeq names its product putative non-specific lipid-transfer protein 14. Gene Ontology annotation, biological process: lipid transport. The transcript has a single exon. The record is from RefSeq and is a predicted model, not a curated record. Gene Ontology annotation, cellular component: membrane. NCBI's taxonomy places the organism in Eukaryota, Viridiplantae, Streptophyta, Magnoliopsida, Brassicales, Brassicaceae. Gene Ontology annotation, molecular function: lipid binding. Bases 1 to 363 code for a protein of 120 amino acids.
AUGACGAGAACGAGACCAUUCUCUCCGGUGAUAUAUCUCUUUUUAUUACUACUGUCGGCGAUAUGUUCAGCCACCGUGGAAAACGCGGGGGAAUGUGCAGCGGUGGGAACACUGGUAUCGUCGUGCACGGAGUUUGUGAAUUACGGGUACCCGGAUCCGAUACCAGGGUCCAGUUGCUGCGACGCGAUGACUGUGAUCGGAACUUACUCUGAUUCGUCGGAGAAGAGAAAGUGGCUCUGUAACUGCUUCAUGGACCUCAUCAAUGUAAAUAACUCUAACGCCACUGCCAUUUCUACUUUGUCUGGCUUCUGCGGCGUCGUUUUGGGAUUCACCAUCGAUCCUAACACCGAUUGCAACUUGUAA